Molecule: messenger RNA, 9211 nt
Organism: Harpia harpyja (harpy eagle)
Lineage: Eukaryota; Metazoa; Chordata; Aves; Accipitriformes; Accipitridae
Gene: FBXL4
Product: F-box and leucine rich repeat protein 4
Exons: 9
Coding region: 5017-6879 (620 amino acids)
Biological process (GO): SCF-dependent proteasomal ubiquitin-dependent protein catabolic process
Cellular component (GO): SCF ubiquitin ligase complex
Molecular function (GO): protein binding
Source: RefSeq, a predicted model, not a curated record
GUUUUGGCACGAGGAGGAGGGUUUCGCCAGAGCUGGGAGGGCGGUUGGUCAAAAUGGAGUGGGGUAACGCCGGUGUCUUUAGGCUUUGUGCAGAAUGAGUCAUUUUUAAGAGGGGCUACCUGAUGGUUUACCCACAUUGCGAAACAGUUUCUGUUGCCUGUCAAGACAACCUCCGGAAGGCAGGGUGGUCACUUCCAGCAUGUGAUAGGUGCCUAAGGAGUUUUUGUCUCUGUUACACUGCGAUGCUAAACCACGCAAUGAGUUCUGGUCCUAGCAGGAAGGAACAGGCAACCAGUGAAGUAAUCUGAAGUUACUGGAUUUUGCACGUUUUGAUGUCCACGAUGGCAACGCAAGCAAGAUUUUAAAUACAUAGAAUUGUCGUAACAUUCCAGGUUUUUUCAGACUGUCAAUUUAUAAGUUGCAAAUGUGUAAAAUGGCUGUGUCUUUAGUGCCAGCACACAUUACAGGAAGAAACAUAGUGAGCGGGGCCCGAGUUUAAAGUAUGCUGUAAGAGCUUAUUAAUUUUUAAUUAAUAUCAGCUUCCAGUUUCAACAAGUUGAGUGUAGAUGUUGGUGUAAUCUAGGUAAUUAACAGUGAGAGAUGCUAACCUGUGGUAAAAAUACUCUGUUUUAGCCUGUAAUGUAAGGACCCGGUAUUCCCUCAGUGCAUUAAUGUGCAAAGAUAAUUAAGAGAUUUCCCGUUUACCAUCUUUUAUCUAAGACACGUGUAUUAAAUUGCAUUAAUCUUUCUUCAGAGAUAAUAUAAUCUAUUGUUUUUGCCAUUUAGAUGUUCUUUGUAAUUUGUCAAUGUUGCAUUUCUUUUAUAGUCAAAUGAAAGAAAACUCUGCACAGUACUCCCAAGUGUGAGAUUAGCGAAGCUGGUGUAAAGAGGAAUUAUUACCUCUCUGGCUUUAAAAAUCAAACCUGGUGUAGACAUGACUUCUACAUACAGCAUUUGCUCUCUUGAAAUAGUACGAACUCUUGUCUAACACGUGCGUUGCCAGGGACAGCUCAGGGAUGAAAUAUGCCAUCUUUCGGUUUUUUCUGUGUCUAAUAUCCGUUGUUAUGUUUUUACACACAUCCUUCACUUUGCAGCCCCUCCAAAUCCCCAGUAUUUUUCUGUGUAUUUCCCACCUUUUCUCAGCAGUCUGGUUGGUGGAUAACUACAUAACUAUGUCUUGUUUCUGCUCUCAUGGGAUGAAAUUGUGAAUACUGGGGAGCUGCAUUUGCAAAAACAACUAAAAUGAAUAGGUACAAUAAUCAUUAGCGGGAUGGGUUGCUUGGAAGCUGGAAAAUAGAUUUGUAUACAUAAACUCCUUGUAAAAAGAGGCAAAAUAGACUGAAGGGAUGUAGUGCUUUUGAAUGCUUUAGUUUAAUUAGUGCCUGUUCCCAUGAAAUCUGUACAGAAACCAUAAGACAUUUUCCUUUAUCAAGGUUUGUUGUGUUUGAAAGAAGGAGAUAGUGAAUUACAGUCUUAGAAGGCCUUCUGUUUUUAUAGCACGAAGGGAAGAAAGGUUAAUCGUAAUGGAAAAAGGGAAUUUGCCCAUAUAAUUGGAAUAGUUGUCAAUUAAAUAAUGAUCUGAAUGGGAGAGAUUGUAAAUAAUAUGAUGGGCUCUAACAUAUUUUGAAAGAAGGUAGCAUCUGUCUCUCCUAGGAAGGGUUUAUUCCAGGUCUAGUCCGAGCUGGCGCUCUGGAGUCCUGUCUGUCUUGUAACACUGGAGGUAACAUUUCCGUGGCCCUUUGAGCUGGUCCGACCUGGGGCUCUUGCAGUCUUACAGCCCCCCUGAGCCAGCGCUGGCUUCAUGUUAACAGGCAGCCACUUGGUUUGGGGAGAUGAGCAGACUGAAAAGUACGCUUGCAAGAGUGGCUGGCGUCUGGCUGGACGAGCCCUGGGGCUCGCCUGGCUCCCCAGCAGUGCCGGCUGGAGAGGCGGCCGUGGAGCAGAGAGGGACGGGUCUGCGUGGGGCAGGGGACGGGAGGGCAGAGCUCAGGCGGCCCCGGGAGAGGCCGAGGACGGGAUCCGGUCUGGAAGUGCAAAAUGGGCAUGGAGGCAUAGGACAGCACCUCACAACCUCACUGUACGUUCAUAGUGUGUUGCUUUUUGUUUCUACCCAAACCCUUAACGCUCUCUGUGCUAGUCUGUGGUGGCUGCUGAAGGUCCUGGUAUUUAAUAGCGCCAUUUCAGUCCAUUUAAUGGUAUCUUGACAGAAAAAAAUUAUGAUAUGAAAGAAACCAAAUAAAAGAAGUAGAAGGCUGCUGCCUGGGAGGAGGAUAAUAAGAUAUAUUUAAAAGAAACCUUUAUUAAGCUUCAGUUUAGCAUAACUAUACCUGUAUGAAAGAAAAUGAACAAUAUACAACAGGCCAAAGAUGCUGCCAGAGAUUGGAAGGUAUAGUUGUGUAGGCAAAAACGCAGAUCUCUUAAAAAUAAUCAAGCAGUUUGGGGGACGGGGGCAGUUUUCCACAUAAACUUUGCAUGUACAUGAACUGCUUUGCUCCAGAGCUGUUUAUCUUGAUGCUUUGCAUAGGCCUGAGUCUGCAUUUUUAUCUUUUUUUUUUUUUUUUUCCGAAGUUAAAUCCCUUUAAUUGGAAAUCGGCUUGACCUGUGGUGGUUGCUGAAGAAAUCUCUCUAUAUCAUCCGGCCCUACUGAUCUGUAUUUAAUGUAAUUCUUUCACUAGCUUAUUAUCCUUCAACCUCCUGAGCAAUUUUUCAUUGGUCUUUUAACUCUGCACGAUUCUUAAUGCUUCUUUUAAAAUGCCAAAAGAAGAGUUCCUAUUUGUAUUGUAGUCCUGAUGCUUGUUUAUCCUUCUUUUAUAAUAGUUUUCUCUUUCCUCUUACUUGUUACAAACUACUAAAUCCUAUAUUGCUUUUAACUCUUUAGAAGUAAUUUACCUUCACUUGUAUCGUUUAGACUAAUACAUUUUUAUAAAAGCUGUAUGCUCUUCCCUGUUUCUUCCUACUUACUUACUUUUGAGCCAGUUGGCCAACGUCAGCCAAAAUUGACAACGUGGCGUCAGUGUCAAAGAUAUCAAAUUUUUACAGGUUUUAUGAAAAUCAUCAAGUUGGUAGAGGGGGAAUGACCCAAAUUAAUGGUUCUGCUAAUGGAAAAUCUGCAGCAUGAUUUCAAGUUAUCUGCUCCAUUAGACGUGACUUAAACUGGCCAGCUAGUUGAUGUACAGCUCUGAACCAGCCGGCGGUUAUGCUUCUCUUCGACAAGCUGAUAGGGAGCACAGCUGGGUUUGACAACAGUGCUGUAAGAGCUCCGGGUUGUGGCCAGAGGGAGCCCGGAGUUUGCAGUGCUGAUGUGAAGUUGUGAAGGAUGCGUAUGUGAGAUAAGUGAUUUGUACCUGAUCUUGAAGUACCCCAGGCUGAAUGAUUCUUGAAAUUGAGCUCUGUAAAGCCGUAAUUGCCAUGGAGCAGCCUUCAAACCAUGCUAGUCAGUGAAAUUUUGAGUUAGAAGCUGGUGUAUGUGCUGGUCUACCUACACAUGAUACCAGGGCUUGACAGCAGAGAGCUUGAGGUGGAUCCAGCAUAUCGUCUUAUGCAUUCCCUUCUGCACUGAAUGUCAGGAGUAAUUCAUGUUGUUGACAGCUAUGUCAACAUGUGAAACUGAAUGAAGGACAGGAACUAAACAAAAAGCUAAUAAUAGAAGAGGAAGAAAGUGAGAAGUGAACGCUUUGUUGGUAAACUUUCUUGCUGUCACGAGUAAGAGGGUCAAAUAGUGCAGCCUGUCCUUAUCUGUUACCACAAGCGCCUUCUUGUUGGCAACGUUCAAGCGAAAGAGAGCUGUUUGUACAUCUCUGUGCGUUUUGUGAGUACGGGAAAGAAGCAAUUUACCCAAGAAACACGCACAGUGGAUUUAUGUAGAGGCAUACAAAAGUCACUUUGAUUCAUCUCCAUUUGUCUAAUUAUUUACCCUACUUUAACCUUAUGCUUCCAAAAACUCUAUUAAGUAUGGUCUCACUUGUACCCAUUGCAAGCAUUAAAUAUGUGGUUUGUCUGCCAGGCAAUGUGAGGCAUUAUGUUAGUUGUUUUUUGAUGCGUCUUCUGUGAUGGAAGAGUCACUUUUGUUGGUUCAGUGAUUACCACAGUAUGUAUCCUGUGAUAAACUAUCUGGCAACUCCAGUACAGGCUGUUGAAGAAACAUUUAUUGUAUUUUGAGACAUGCAUAGUCAUCCCUGUUUUGGCCUCUAACAGGUUAUGGGCUUUACUCCUUAUUCUUCCCUAGUGAAGCUGAUGAACAAGUUAAUCAGAAGGCCAGCUUGUGAGAAACAGUUUGUGGUACUGGAGGAUGUAAAUUCUGGAGUGCUGUGUUACUGCCCAAGUGUGUUGUGUACUGCUAGCAGAAAUCGGAGAAUACGUCUCACAUUUCGUUGUGUGUUGGUAAAUCUAACAGUUUAUAUCACACAGGUAUGGAGCGGCUGCUAAAUAUGGGACAAGCAUACGUAAGAGGAUCUUUAUUAGUAGAGAAUAUGAUACAACCCUUCUGUGUCCUGAAGACAACAUUCAGCUAUCAGUAUUUCUUCACCAUUGUAAAUAGAAAAUUUUAGUAAAGAGAUUUACCUUUAAUUUGGCUCUUUCUAAUUGUUAAACCUGCUUGUUUGUUUUACUUGUGAUUUGGUGUAGGCUGUGUAAAACACAUCAGUAUCCUUAACUAUUAGUAUGUUUUGUGUUGAUUUUUUUUAGGUGGCCUGGCAGUACACAGAUCUGGUACAUUUUGUGUUUAUCUGAAUUGUUACAUAAAUGAAAAUAUUUUCUCUUAUCAGAAGUAAAAUGCUUUCUAUGGAGACUUCUGCUUCUGAUGCCAGGACUCUCUUGAAAACUUACUUUGUUGCUUGGCUUAAAGGAAGAUGAUGUCAUUAAUGAAUUCUGAGCAUCCUUCAGGAGGCUGGUGACCCUUCUAUCAUUGGUGAAUGCUGUCAUGGACAACUUCAAAGGCUCUUUUCCAAAACACCACAAGCAGUUAGUGCACGUUAUGAAGGACUCCCGACCUUUCUCAUCUUCCUAAGUCAUACCUAGAUGUCACCAGUGUUUCCCAUGUUAACAGUUCUGAGCAUGUUUUACUAUAUGUGCCUUCGGCGCCGAGCUAGGACAGCGACGAGAGGAGAAAUGAACAGCCGGAGGGCUAUUGAAUCAAACACCCGAGCCUUACCUAUCAACGUUGAAAUAGUUCAGUAUGCCAAAGAAGUGUUGGAUUUCAGCUCUCACUAUGGUAGUGAAAACAGCAUGUCCUAUACCAUGUGGAACCUAGCAGGUAUUCCAAAUGUGUACCCUAGUUCUGGUGACUUUACUCAGACGGCCGUCUUUCGAACUUACGGGACCUGGUGGGAUCGCUGCCCUAGCGCUCGGCUGCCCUUCAAGAGGACGCCACCCACCUUCUGUAGCCAGGACUAUGUGGAACUUGCUUUUGAGGAACCAGUUUAUCCCACUGCAGUGCACAUUCUGGAAACGUAUCAUCCGGGAGCUGUGGUCAGGAUUUUGGCAUGCUCUGCAAAUCCUUACUCACAAAAUCCACCAGCUGAAGUAAGAUGGGAAAUCCUUUGGUCUGAGGCACCUACAAAGGUGAAUGGUCCUCAGGCUCGGCAGUUCACACCUUGUAUCAAACAGAUAAACUUUCCCACAAACUUAAUCCGACUGGAAGUGAACAGCUCUCUUCUGGACUAUUACACUGAAUUGGAUGCAGUAGUACUACAUGGUGUGAAGGAGAGACCUGUGCUUUCGCUUAAGGCUUCGAUGAUUGAUAUGAAUGAUAUUGAUGAAGAUGAGGAUGAAGAAAAAUAUGGCUGUGGAAUGGACACCCUUAAUAAGCAGUUCAGUGUUGUCACCCUCAGGGAAUGGCCGACUAACGGAUAUUUUGAUAAACUGCCUUAUGAGCUCAUCCAGUUGAUUUUGAGUCACCUUACAGUACCAGACCUGUGUAGACUAGCGCAAACUUGUAAGCUGCUAUAUCAACAUUGCUGUGAUCCUCUACAGUACAUUCAUCUCAGUUUACAACCUUACUGGGCAAGGAUUAAUGACACAUCUCUGGAAUACCUACAGUCUCGCUGCACUCUCAUCCAGUGGCUGAAUUUAUCUUGGACUGGAAACAGGGGAGCCAUCUCUGUUUCUGGAUUUAGCAGGUUCUUGAAAGUUUGUGGCUCUGAACUAGUACGUCUAGAGUUGUCUUGUGGCCAUUUCCUCAAUGAAACAUGCUUGGAGGUCAUUACUGAAAUGUGUCCAAAUCUUCAGGAAUUAAAUCUCUCAUCAUGUGAUAAAAUACCACCUCAGGCUUUCAACCACAUAGCCAAAGUGGGCAGCCUAAAACGUCUCAUUCUCUACCGAACAAAAGUGGAGCAAACAGCCCUGCUCAGUAUUCUGAACUUCUGCUCGGAGCUGCAGCACCUCAGCCUGGGCAGCUGCGUCAUGAUUGAAGACUAUGAUCUUAUAGCAAGCAUGAUGGGAGCAAAAUGCAAAAAGCUUCGCAGUCUGGAUUUGUGGAGAUGUAAAAACAUAACUGAAAAUGGAAUAGCAGAAUUGGCUUCAGGCUGCCAGCUUUUGGAAGAACUUGAUCUUGGCUGGUGCCCUACAUUACAGAGCAGUACGGGCUGUUUCACAAACCUUGCACGUAAACUCCCAAACUUGCAAAAGCUCUUUCUUACAGCCAACAGGUCUGUGUGUGACACAGACAUUGAGGAGCUUGCGGCUAGCUGUACGCGUUUACGGCAACUGGAUAUAUUGGGGACGAGGAUGGUAAGCCCUGCAUCUUUAAGAAAAUUGCUGGAGUCUUGUAAAGAUCUUUCUUUACUCGAUGUGUCCUUCUGUUCACAGAUUGAUAAUAGAGUUGUCCUAGAACUGAAUGCCAACUUCCCUAGUGUGUUCAUAAAAAAGAGUUUCACCCAGUGACUCCCUACAUAUGCUGCUGUGGAAUUUGUUUGACAGAGUUGUUUCCUGUGAAUUUGUGCUGACUUUUUUUGAGAAGAAUAUAAAUCCCCUAUGAAAUAGUGGAAAGUAUUAAUUAUCUACACAAAUGGGUAAAAUACGUUUAAAUAUAUUAUGCAUUUCUUAAAGAGUUGAUAUUGUACCUAAGAAUUGUUUUACUCUGUGUUAAUUGGUGGCACUGCAUGUUUUUAAAUACCAGCCAUAUGUGUGGCUUUAAUGAGAAGAAAAUUAAUAAUGUCUUCUUAAAUGUCCCUUUAUAGGGUGUUACACACAAUAAGCUAUGUUAAUAUCCAGGUAAAAGCAGAAGUUCAAUAUUUAGCAGUAAGAAAGAGACGGGUGCUUCCUCUUUAUGUAUAUGUGUUUGUGUGUGUAUAUAUAGAUGUAUACAGAUCUAUUUGUAUAUACAUACACAGAUACUGUAGCAUUCUAGUUUGGCCUGCAACAUAAGAUCUUAUGAUCUGGCCUAUAAUCAGUUGUUUGAAAACCUGUUUAAGCUUGUAUAAGAAUGGAUUGAAAAGACACUUUGUCGUCUUCAGUUUUGUGGCAAUGAAUUCUAUCUGAUACAUUUUUUUUUCUUCCUUCCUCCACCUGAAAUAGAUGUAGUGAUGUUUUACAGUCCAGCCUAAGCAACACAACAGAUAAAUGCAAGAACCUUUCACCUGAACUUAGAACAGAAACAAAAGAGAAAAUUGGCAUCUGCUUCUUGGUAUUGGAUAUAAAGUUUGAGUCAGGUACUUAGUGUUGUAACUGGUAAUGUGUAGAAAACUCCAGAGCAAUUUUCUUUUCAAAUUUCUGUCAUGGUCAAGACUUGAUUUGUGAUACAUCUGGUUAUCAUGCAGAGUACCAUAAAAAAUAGAACUUAGGGUAAUGCAUUAGCAACUGUCCCUUACACUGGCAUCAAAUCUACUGUCAAGUGUAAAACCAAACAUCUUUGUUCAGUAAAACAGCAAUGAAAAUAUAGUGGGUUUGAAACAAGGGCAAUAUGAUUUGGUGAUUUAAUAAUCACCAAACCUUAGUAUUGUAUUUGUUUUGGUUUGGGGUUUUUUUGUUUUUCCAGGAGGUGAUGGGUCAAAGUACUAUUGCACUCUCUCUUUUUAACACUGAUGGACAAAUUCUAGAGGUUUCUUCCUUUUGCACUUCCUUGGAUGAAGUUUUUCUCUUUUUUUUUUUUUCUUGUAUGUUGUUAUGUACAGCUUCAGUUUAGAAUUUUACCUUUUAGCUAUUGUUGAUGAAUAUGGACCAUGAAAUAUAGCCUGUCAUUUGAUAUUGGUUCCACUGUUCUUGUACUGAUGGCACUUAUUACCUACUGGAAUAAGAAGAAAAAUAUUUUGUCUGGCGAAGUACAUUACUGCACUGAAGAUCACUGGCAAAGAAUACCAGUUUAUGCAGUAAAUAACCGACCACUACUAGAGGACUGCUACGAAUCAUUAAAGAUUUGACGAUCUCUGUGACUCCUGAAUGAACACUUUGAACUCUUUGUGCUGGUGCCAAUACUUUAUAAACCAUGUCAUGAAACAGCUACAGAACAUUUAUCUGAUUUUAUAGAAAGACCUUUCUCUUCAGAUUUUUAAAUUUUACAGAAUCUUUUGGGAAUUCCAGAUCCAAAGAAGGGCAUGCAGAGUUGGCUUUUUGAUUUUUUCCUCCACACAGAUGGCACUAUGGGAUUUCCAACUAGAUUAUGCCAUUCCUUUUUUUUUUUUCUCUUUCCCCAGAAAACUGGACAUUGUCAGAGAUCUUUAGAUUGAUUUACUUUUUUUUUUUCCACACUAACAGAUGUCAGCUUUGGUGUGAUUCUGUGUGAGACCUCAUUUCUUUCAAUCAGGUUUGGGUUGAUCUAUUUUUCUGGGAACUUAACUUCUGACUUUUUUAUCUACAAGUAAUAUUUUUCAUUGUAAUUGAGUAUUAAACAUUGUUCUAGUUAUAGGAGAACACAGGUUCAGAUAAUGGGAGUUUACAAAGAACAGUAUUUCAAAACAAAUGUCUGUUGUGAAAUUUCACUUCUCAGGGUGCAUCUGUGUUUAUCUCCUUUUUUUUCUUAGAGAUCCUUCUUGUUUGUUUAGAUACAGAUUACAGAUUCUGUAAAUAGAAUGGGAUGUGGAUGAAGUGAUAGCCAUUGUGCCUUCAAACUGGUAAACUUGGUAAAUAAUACAGUUUCACUUCCACAGCAUCCGUGAAUCAAAUAAGUAUUUUUGUAAUCAUGUCUGUGUAAAGGAUUUCAUUCUCUAUUGCUUUUUAGGUAGUAUAAAGGAGGUUUAAAUUGACAUUUUGUUCAUAGUAAAGGAUUUUUUUUUUCUUA